Molecule: messenger RNA, 3249 nt
Organism: Pleuronectes platessa (European plaice)
Lineage: Eukaryota; Metazoa; Chordata; Actinopteri; Pleuronectiformes; Pleuronectidae
Product: NACHT, LRR and PYD domains-containing protein 12-like
Exons: 13
Coding region: 1-3249 (1082 amino acids)
Molecular function (GO): protein binding
Source: RefSeq, a predicted model, not a curated record
AUGAACUGGACUUUGAACUGGGUGGUUUCAAGUGUGAACUGGUUCAACAGGGAGGAGAAGCAUGAGAACAAGGAGCGGUCAGACUCCUUUUUCACCUGGACGAGCAGAAGGAAGGAAAAUGAGCAGCACAGACUGAGAGCAGAGUCUCCAGGGUCCAGCUGUCUGUCUCUGAAGAGUGACAUGUCCAAAGAUUAUCCUCUACACUUCAGUAAUGAACCUGGACCCUCACACACAAUAUUAUCCUCUACACUUCAAUAUCAGGACCACAGACUGAGAGCAGAGUCUCCAGGGUCCAGCUGUCUGUCUCUGAAGAGUGACAUGUCCAAAGAUUAUCCUCUACACUUCAGUAAUGAACCUGGACCCUCACACACAGAGGAGAGGAAGAGGAGUCAUGUUUCUGAGGAGGAGCAGUCGUCCUGCUGUGCUUUGUGUAAGGACGUCCUGAAGGAUCCAGUCGCCACCAUCUGUGGACACUGGUUCUGCAGACAGUGCAUCACCUCAUACUGGGACCAGUCUGGCUCUUCAGGAGACUCCUCCUGUCCCCAGUGUGGACAAAGAUCCAGAACAGGAGCUGGAGGUCAGACAGCCGGUCAGAGCAGCACUGUACAUGUUGUUUCUUGUGUUUCAGCAGAUCCUGGUCUGCAGGAGGGUUUAGAUGAACAUAAGUUCAGUGUGAGAAGGAUAUGUGAACAUGUGACUGAAGGAAGUGAUGAAACAGGAAGUAGAACCCUCCUCAACAGGAUCUACAUUGAUCUCUACAUCACAGAGGGACAGAGUGAAGAGGUUAAUAUGCAUCAUGAGGUGAGGCAGCUUGAGACAUCUUCCAAGAUGAAGAGCCUCCACGACACUCCCAUCAAGUGUCACGACAUCUUUAAAGCCUCCCCUGACCAGCAGAGCAGCAUCAGAGUCGUCCUGACCAACGGCGUCGCUGGCGUAGGAAAAACCUUCUUGGUGCAGAAGUUCACUCUGGACUGGGCAGAGGGUUUAGAAAACCAAGAUGUGGGUCUGCUGACUGUGCUUUCGUUCAGGGAGCUGAACCUGGUGAAGGACCAGCAGCACAGUCUUCUCACGCUGCUCCGUGUUUUCCAUCCAGCGUUACAGAAGCUCACGGCAGAGACGCUUGCUGUCUGUAAACCUUUGUUCAUCUUUGACGGCCUGGAUGAAAGCAGACCUUCUCUGGACUUCAACAACAGGGAGCUUGUAUCUGAUGUCACACAGAGGUCAUCAGUCAACGUGCUGCUGACAAACCUCAUCCGGGGGAAUCUGCUUCCCUCGGCUCUCGUGUGGAUAACCUCCAGACCUGCAGCGGCCAAUCAGAUCUCUCCUGCAUAUGUCGACAGGGUCACAGAGGUACGAGGCUUCACUAACGCCCAGAAGGAGGAGUACUUCAUGAGGAGAUUCAGUGAUGAAGAGCUGUGCAGCAGAAUCAUCUCACACAUCAAGACGUCCAGGAGCCUCCACAUCAUGUGUCAAAUCCCAGUCUUCUGCUGGAUCAGUGCUACAGUUCUGGAGCACAUGUUGACCACAGACCAGAGAGGAGAGCUGCCCAAGACCCUGACUGACCUGUACUCACACUUCUUGCUGGUUCAGACAAAGAGGAAGAACAACAAGUACUCUGAGGGACAUGAGACGACUCCACAGCAGCUGACGGAGGCUGACAGGGACGUUCUGCUGAAGCUGGGGAGGCUGGCACUUAAACAUCUGGAGGAAGGAAACAUCAUGUUCUACCAAGAAGACCUGGAGCGGUGUGGUCUUAAUGUCACAGAGGCCUCGGUGUACUCAGGAGUUUGUACUGAGAUCUUCAGAAGAGAGUGUGUGAUCUUCCAGAAAUCAGUCUACUGCUUUGUUCAUCUGAGCGUUCAGGAGUUUCUGGCUGCAGUCUACAUGUUCCACUGUUACACCGAGAGGAACACAGAAGAACUCAACAACUUCUUGAGAACAGAUGUGGACACAGACAGUACCUUCUCCCUGGAUGACUUCCUGGAGAGAACCAUGGAGAAAUCCCUCACCAGUACAAAUGGUCAUCUGGACCUGUUUGUUCGCUUCCUUCACGGCCUCAGUCUGGAGUCCAACCAGAGAGUCUUAGGAGGCCUGCUGGGUCAGACAGAGAACAAUCCAGAGAUCAUCCAGAGAGUCAUCAACAACCUGAAGGAGAUGGAGAGUUAUAAAAUUUCUCCUGACAGAAGCAUCAACAUCUUCCACUGUCUGACUGAGAUGAACGACCACUCAGUUCAUCAGCAGAUGCAACAGUUCCUGACGUCAGAGAACAGAUCAGAGGAGAAACUCUCUGAGAUCCACUGCUCAGCUCUGGCCUACAUGCUGCAGAUGUCAGAGGAGGUUCUUGAUGAGUUGGACCUGGAGAAGUUCAACACAUCAGACAGGGGUCGACGAAGACUGAUCCCAGCUUUGAGGAACUGCAGGAAGGCUAAACUCUGUGAUUGUGGACUCUCAGAGACUCACUGGGAAGUCUUGGCCACAGCUCUGAAGUCAGACCCCUCACAUCUGAGAGAACUGGAUCUGAGUGACAACAACCUGCAGGAUUCAAGAGUGAAGCAGCUGUGUUCUGGACUGGAGAGUCCAAACUGUCGACUGGAGACUCUGAGGUUGAAUCACUGCAGACUGUCAGAGAUCAGCUGUUCUUAUCUGACUUCAGCUCUGAGGUCAAACCCCUCUCAUCUGAGAGAACUGGAUCUGAGCUACAACGACAACCUGCAGGACUCAGGAGUGAAGGAGCUGUGUGGUUUUCUACAGAGUCCAAACUGUCGACUGGAGACUCUGAGGUUGUGGGGCUGCAGUCUGUCAGAGAUCAGCUGUUCUUCUCUGGCUUCCCUGGAGCAGAACCCCUCACAUCUGAGAGAACUUGAUCUGAGGCUGAACGAAUUGCAGGAUUCAGGAGUGAAGCCACUGUGUUCUGGACUGGUGUGUCCAAACUGUCGAUUGGAGACUCUGAGGUUGUAUCAGUGCAGACUGUCAGAGAUCAGUUGUUCUUCUCUGGCUUCAGCGCUGAGGUCAAACCCCUCUAAUCUGAGAAAACUGGAUCUAAGCUUCAACGUCCUGCAGGACUCAGGAGUGAAGGAGCUGUGUGGCCUCCAGUCCAACUUGUUGACUGGAGGCUCUGAGCUGAGGUCAAACCCCUCUCAUCUAAGAGAACUGGAUCUGAGAGACAACAACCUGCAGGAAUCAGGAGUGAAGGACCUGCUUGAUCUAAUGCAGAGUUCAAUUGAGCUGGACCUCAGAAAGAUCUCCUAG